GGGGGCGUGGCGGGCAGGUCGCGCUCUCCAGCCUCGCCCCCGCGUCGCUUCUCGCCUUCUCGCCGCCAGCAGGACCGGGGAGCCCCGCAGACAUGUGCAGCCCCCCCACGGUGGCGGCCGUCCCCUCGGCGUGAGCUUUGCUGUGGCUUCGCGCUUUCUCCGGCGGCUGGAGCCUCUAGCUUUCUUUCCGCAGGGGGAAAAACGGAACGAAGGAAGUAAUGUCAAACAACAGUACGACAAGUAUAUCUCAAGCAAGAAAAGCCGUGGAGCAGUUGAAGAUGGAGGCAUAUCUGGACAGGAUAAAGGUAUCCAAAGCUGCUGCUGAUUUAUUGGCAUACUGUGAUGCUCAUAUGGGAGAAGAUCCCCUUAUUAUACCAGUGCCUGCAUCUGAAAAUCCCUUCAGGGAAAAGAAGCUCUUAUGUACUAUCCUUUGAAUCACCUUGCAAUUAAAUCUGUCCUUUGUGCGAAUACAAUGCUGAUGGUGCAUGCAUUUCCUGAAGACCUCUCUGUACAUCAAUUUAGUGCAAAAGUGACUGUUUCCAAGAAGCCAACAUAUUUUAUGUUAAUCUAAGUACAUGGAAUAGUCUAAUAUCAUUUCUUCAUGCAGUGCUCUGUACUCAGCAUUUCUGCUUUUGACUAUUUCUUCAUUAUUUUGUAAUGAAAGAACUGUAUUUGAUUUCAGAAAUGUGAAUUAGAUUUUACCAGUUAAACUUUGUGUAAGUAUGUAUAUUUGUGAGAGAAAUUGAUACUAAGAUGAGCAAUAUCUAUUCUGAACUUUUAAAAAUGUUUUAUUUUCAUUUAAGAAAAAGGAAUUCAACAGAUAGGGUUGUUCUUUAUGACAAACACUGAAGCUUUUAAAAAGCUAUUUUUUCUUGACUACCUUGUGGAUAGCUUUUUAAUCUGCCGUGCUGCUAUAUCUUAGGAACACAGGAAGCUGCCUUAUUCCACAUCAGAAGACUGGUCCUUCUCACUCAAUAUUUUCUACCCCACGGGUGAUGGACCUAUGGCCUUCCAGAUGUUUGAAUCCAGAUCCCAUCAGUCCUAGUGACACAGAUCAAAAGUCUAAUGUGAGAGAGUUCUAGGACAGAAGUGUCCAGGUGCUACAUCUUCUGCACCACUGGAAGAGCUCUCCAGGGUUUUAUUGCAGUCCCUUUGGGAGAUGCCAGGGAUUGAACACGACCCCUUUCAUGUGUAAGGCAUGCUCUAUAAUACUGAGCUAUGACCCCUCCCCUUGUGUUCGAUUGCAUCACUGGCAAAUACGGAAAGAGAUUUUUUUAAAAAAAAAUCAAAAAGUAUUGAUUUCAGCAUGUUCAAAACCUGCAAGGUAGACUUGAGACACUGGAGUGAUCUCAUCCCACUGAUCAGAAUGCACACUGGAGGAUUAGCAGGACUGAUGUGGAGCACAGACCAAAUUAACAACUAUUGCUCAAAAUUCUACACUAUUAGUUUUUUCAGACAUUGACUCCCUUAUUUAGCCUGCAGUGCAGAUGGCUUUGCCUGGAGAUGCCUUUAGUAGCUGUUUUUAAUCCUGGGUUGUAGACCAAAUAUCACCCGGCUUGGUAAUGUGCAUGUUCUUAGUAUAGUUCAGCCUGCAUUAAACAACUUUUUUCUAUGUUUGUUCUUCAAGAUGGCUCUUAAUGUUAAAUAUUUAUGUCUAAUGCUAUCAACAGUGUUACUAUGUGACCUAAGUUAUUUUCUCCUCACUUAUGUUUUUAAUAUUUUAAUAAAUGUUAUUUGAUUUGUGA
Varanus komodoensis (Komodo dragon) is the source of this 1745-nucleotide messenger RNA. It is a transcript of the gene GNG4, whose product is annotated as G protein subunit gamma 4. Gene Ontology annotation, molecular function: G-protein beta-subunit binding. The record is from RefSeq and is a predicted model, not a curated record. The transcript has 3 exons. Bases 219 to 434 code for a protein of 71 amino acids. NCBI's taxonomy places the organism in Eukaryota, Metazoa, Chordata, Lepidosauria, Squamata, Varanidae. Gene Ontology annotation, biological process: G protein-coupled receptor signaling pathway. Gene Ontology annotation, cellular component: heterotrimeric G-protein complex.